CCGAAAAGGGUCGACAUUUUCGAAUACACGGGGUUCUCCGAGAAAAUCGAACACAUGCUAGAUUUAUGAAAUGCAAAUAUCCCUGGAUGUCUACAAGGUUGCAACUCGUCAUGCUAAAUCUGAAUCAUGCAAAAAAUCUGUGUUGCGUGAUUACCAACAGCCGUCUUUUUUUAUCAAGUUGAGAGGGAGUUUCUCAUUCAGGUAAGGCAUGAUAGAGAUCUCACAGAAUUUGUCAUGCUAGGAGCUGCAUUCUAAACCUUAUGAGCCAUAGAACAUCUGCAUGACAAACAUGGCAAUCUUCCAGACCCAGACAUUUACAUUUUUGCGGUUGAUAAGAAGAUGACAGCAGGGCGUGGGCGCCGACGAGGAGGCAAAGGAGAAGAAAAGAAGAUGUUGGGAACCACGAGAAAGAGAAGGAUACGGAUACACACUCCCGGCUCGACGUUGAAGAUGAAGAAGUUGAAGGUCGUGCAAAGAACUCUUCUUCUUCCUCCACCCACGGGAAGAUUGCGAC
Molecule: messenger RNA, 514 nt
Organism: Amoebophrya sp. A120
Lineage: Eukaryota; Dinophyceae; Syndiniales; Amoebophryaceae
Source: the annotation of a GenBank genome assembly